AAAUGUGGGUUCAGAGUAAGCUGGUGGGGUAGUUCUGAUGAGGGAGGCGGGGUUCAGGGAGGCAGUCGGCGUACACAGUAGCACUUGACACAAACUGAAUGGCAGAGGGGGAGUCUACAGUCCAGAUGCGCCAUGGCAAUAUAUGCUGGCCUAUGGAGCGAAUUUCGUUAGUUGCGAUUGUACAAAUGCGAAGCGUGCCCGUGUGGGGAGUGACACGGGUCAUUGCAGGCCGAGGGCAGGCACAGCCAAGGCGGCGUUGAGUGCCAAGGCUACAGUAGGGCGGUCACCAUUUCACGCAAUAACGCGUUACAGACCAACUACGCAGUUUCUCUCCCCAAGUCAAUAGUCUGCGAACCAGAUCAAACAUGGUGUACAACUGGGACGACAAAGAGGUUGACUGCUAUCGACUCUAUGUGGAGGAAAAGAAGAGCCUUGAUGAGGUGAUCUCAUACUGGGAGACUCAAGGCUUCACUCCGAGUAAACGCGCUUUCCAAACACAGUUCAAACGAUGGGACUUUCCCAGCAAACAGAAUCCAGCACACAGAAAUUCUGCCCUUGUCGCUCGCCUCCAGCAGCUAUGGGAACAAAAUUACACUCAGAAGGAUAUGGUCGAUGCCCUCCAGAACGAAGGCUACCAUAUUAACGAUCGCGAGGUGAUCAGACUGCGAUUGAGGCUCAAACUUCUACUCCGAGAAAGCGUCCCUAGACCGAAGAGAAAUCAGAACGUUGAGGGUGGCGUACAGAAGAGGUCUAAGAAGAAGGGCAAGUCGAAGGCUCUGCCCGGGAGUGGUUUGAUCAACCAGCUUGGCAAUGCUAUACUGGCUGCGAGUUCCGAGAGCGAAGCAAGCUCGGGGGAGGAGGAAGAAGAGAUCACGCAUAUAAUGACAGGCAAGGCAACCACCUCCGCCGAACAUGUACGGCCAACACAGCCCGAGCUCGACACAACUUUGCUCGAUCCCGAAGAGACGCUGCGGAGACAGCUACGACAGGAGCAUCUACAGCAAGAGAGCGAUGAGAAAUGGCGGACACGAAAACGGCGACGACGAACACGGGGCUGGGCAGGUCUACCAGCAGACACACCCGGCGAGCCACCCCGAUUCCCCUCCGAGACUACGAUCGACGAAGCGAAAGCAUAUCUUGGUCUAGACAACACCAUGUACCGCCGGCUGCGUGAGCGAUUUCAGGAGCUCUGCGAAACUGAGGGUGUGGCGAAGAAGACGGUAGCUGGCCCGGAGAAGUGGGCACAGCUAGUGCAGCGACUCAUACAGGAGGAUGAGCAACUGGUCGCUGUCUUCCACGAGGAGCCUGAAGUAUUUCAGAACAACGAUGCGCUGUUUCGACCAAAAGGACAGAGGGCGCUGUCCAUCGAUGUCAUAUGCAUGGACGUCACAAAGCGACUACGCACCAUGGAAACCAGAAUGACGCUAGCGGACGCAAAGAAUGCACUCGGUCUCAAUCCAGAACAAACACGACAUGUUAGAGCCGCUUAUGUCUCAAAGCUGAAGACGGCUCAUUUUACGAACAAGCAUGAGGCUGGAGAAGAGCAGUGGGCGCAGCUUAAGACGUCUUGGGUCAAUGAUUCUGAGCAUCUAACGAGAGCUCUCUCACAAGGCGAGGCUGACGCUGGGUAUGCGCGAAAGCUGCGGGCUGUUGAGGUGCUAGCUCGAGAUGUCAUGAAGCGGCAGCAGCAGGAGAAACUGGCCCAAGACCCAUCGAAAAAAAAGCAGAUUCACCAGGGCCCUGGACCUGGCCCAGCCCCUCCCGUUGUUGCACCCCAGCCAGAAAGACGACGACAAAGCGCUGCACUGGAGUACGGGUCUUCUGCGCAGACAAGUCAUACUGCCUUACCAGCGCUACCUCCUACAAGUGAUCUGCAGAUUGAUCCCUCAUUGCUACUAGCUGCGAGCGAUGCCGCCAUACAUCCAGGAUUGGCGUAUCAUCAGUCUGAGCAUCAGUAUCAAGCACACCACGACCAUACACAGAACACACAGUCACUCUCAAUUUCUCACCAUGCGCCAUCCCAUCACUACAGCCAAAAUUACUACCCGGCAGCCACAUCCCAACAUUCCCAGCCUAUGCCCAUAUAUUUUCGUCUACAUCACCUGUCUGCUACGUCUUUUCCUUCCAAGACCGUUUGGCUGUCUAUUCUGCAUACACAUUCGGUCAACGAGAUCAGCAAUCUUGUUACUCGUGAGCAUCCAGGGACUAUUGUGCUGAAGAUCGAAGGAUUAGUUGUGUACAGACAGGACCAAGGCGAACGAGAGGUUGUUGUCGAAGUCAGUGAUGAUGAAGAGCUCGUUGCAUAUCUAGGUCAUGUCAAAAGCACAGGACAAGGGAAAGCGACUUUUGUGGUCCUGCUCGGAACUGGCGGUGGGGUUUAUACAUAGCCUCUUGCCUUUGGGAACACAAUUACGAUGGCCAUAUUGGUGGGUUGCAAACAUCAUGAUCUUCAUAAUGUGGACUUACCCCGGCUCUCUACCAAAUCAUGAGUGCGAAGAUUAAAUUCUAGGCCUGUUAAGCCAGAGUUUUCGCAGUCCUUUGCGACUUCCAUGUAUCCAGGGUGCUCAAGGGGUCUCGUCAACCAGGGAAGCGAUGAUCAGCCAGUCCCUACUAAUGGCAUCUCUUUUUGCGCUUGAA
This is a messenger RNA of Boeremia exigua, 2637 nucleotides long. RefSeq lists its product as uncharacterized. The transcript has 2 exons. The record is from RefSeq and is a predicted model, not a curated record. Lineage: Eukaryota; Fungi; Ascomycota; Dothideomycetes; Pleosporales; Didymellaceae. The coding region runs from base 366 to 2387 and encodes 673 amino acids.